This is a messenger RNA of Sparassis crispa, 1188 nucleotides long. RefSeq names its product alpha/beta-hydrolase. The transcript is spliced from 3 exons. The coding region runs from base 1 to 1188 and encodes 395 amino acids. Gene Ontology annotation, molecular function: hydrolase activity. The record is from RefSeq and is a predicted model, not a curated record. NCBI's taxonomy places the organism in Eukaryota, Fungi, Basidiomycota, Agaricomycetes, Polyporales, Sparassidaceae.
AUGCCGCCGUUCGCGUAUCGCAACCAGCCAGCGAGGACAUCCUAUAUCGUCUACACCGUCUCCACGAUGCUGCUUGUGCGGCUUCCGUACUGGACCUUCACGAACCUGCUCCCGUCGUGGCGGCCGUGCCCGGCAUGGAGCCUGUGCCAGACGCUCGUCAUCAAAGUCGGGCGCGUCAUAGUGGACAUGUUGUACGCGACACGCCCGCCCGCGGUGGAAUCGCUUGAGAAGAUCGCGCGGGACGCGAAGAAGCGGGGUUUCGUGUGGGUCGAACCUGCCCCGGAGCCCCUGGUGGGCGAUCUCCGCGAGAUGGCGGAGGUGAACGGCGUGAAGGCAGCUAGGACGGGUGGGUUCUGGUAUGGAGCAAGGGAUGCAGAUGGGAAUGUAGGCCAGAAGGCGGCCUCAGGAGAGAAGGUCGUAUAUCAUAUGCAUGGCGGUGGAUAUGUGAUGGGCUCUGCCAACCCGUCUGCUCAGAUGGUCACCACUUGCUUGAGCGGCUUCCUUGUGCACUUCCCGACCGAGCGCAUCUUCGCGAUCGAGUAUCGGCUCUGUUCUGCUCCGCCCUUCGAGUCGGCCAACCCCUUCCCCGCCGCGCUACUCGACGCGCUCGCGGGAUACCGCUACCUUUUGGACCUAGGAUUCGCUCCGCAGGACAUAAUUAUCAGCGGGGACUCCGCGGGCGGGGCCCUCGCGUUCGCGCUUGCGCGCUACCUCGUCGCUGCGGCUCUCCCUACCCUUCCCGCACCCGGCGGGCUGCUCAUGCUGUCGCCCACGGUCGACUGGGGUGACACCCACACCGGCCCGGACUCAUCCAUGGUGCGCAACGCGGGCACUGAUUGUGUAGGUGCCAUCUUCGAGAGCGGAUACACGAAAGCGGGGCUCGUGGGGCGCCUCCCUGCCUCGAUCGCCGCAACGAGCGCCUGGAUCUCGCCCGGCUCGCUGAAGGCGGAGGUCGUGCCUGGGAUGUUCGCUAGCAUGCCGCAGACGUGUAUCGUGACGGGCGAGGUGGAAAUGACGCUCGACCCGAUGCGCACACUGCGGGACAGGAUGCGCGCGGAUAUUGGUGAAGAAAGGGUGGUUUAUAUCGAGGGGCCGGGCAUGACGCACGAUUACUUGACUGCGGCGUGGUGUGAGCCUGAGCGCACGGAUACGCUGCGCGAGAUUGCAGCAUGGGUCAAGAAGCUGUGA